UUUUUUAGGCAUAAGUGAUGACACGAUGACUAAGACCCAAGGUCUUUUUCACUCUCACUGCAACCACCAUCAUGUCUGAGCUUGACGCUGACCUUUAUGGCGAUCUCUACGGCAACGAUGAGUCUGAAUUUCCAACUUCAGCAGAAAACGGCGACCAAUCUAAAGCGGAAGAGUCUGUUCUGCCGGAAGCGCCCUCUCAAGUACCUGCUGCUUCCACCAUAAAGGCUCCCCUGCCACAAUCAAAACAGCCUUCACCGGUCGUGCCGGCCGCCUCCAUCAAAGCACCUAUAACGGAGACCUAUCCAGUACAGACUUACGAAGAAUACGCAUCAACUACCGCUCAAUCAGGACCUCCUGCCUAUACUGCUCCCGCUACGCAGCAAAUUCCGACUUAUCAACAACCUCAGUCCGACUAUGCAGCAGACAUGGGCCAACAUGAAGGUGUGGGUAGUUAUGACCGUCAACAUAGCCACGAGAGAAGUGUGCGGCCCUCAGAGAUGAAAGACGAAGGUUGCUCGGUCAUCGUCACGCUAGCUACUCAGCUAUGUCGACUAGGACGACUAGUCUAGCUCUAGCAUAUUCGCGUUCUCUACGUCCAGUCUAAGCUAGGCUAGCCAUAACGCGAACAGACAGUAGCGUCUUCCCUUUUCUCCUCUGUCAUAAC
Suillus bovinus is the source of this 664-nucleotide messenger RNA. RefSeq lists its product as uncharacterized. Lineage: Eukaryota; Fungi; Basidiomycota; Agaricomycetes; Boletales; Suillaceae. The record is from RefSeq and is a predicted model, not a curated record. The transcript has 3 exons. The coding region runs from base 72 to 569 and encodes 165 amino acids.